UUUCCUUUAUGACUGUACAGAAGAGAACCACUAAGAAAUGAUACUUGAAGUUAUAUUUAUUAUUGUAAGAGGGGUAUGAGAUUUCUAGGCAGGAAUGAUGGAUGACAGCUUAAAUUUGUGUCCAGGGAAUGAAGGUGAACUGUGACAGAGUUAUUUAUCUUGGGAAUGGAGGUUAGGGUCAGCCCAGGCUGGGUGCCUGAAGGCACAAGACAUUGACAAAUUUAUCCUGCAGGCCGUAUCUGAAGCCCUUUGUUUUGGAUCCCGGCUUCUCAAUAAGUGACCCUCAUCCUUCAUGUUGGCAAUUCGUGAAGGAUGCCGUCACUGGAAGGACUGAGCGCAUUCAGGAGCCUGGAGGAACUCAUCUUAGACAACAAUCUACUCGGUGAUGACCUCGUGUUGCCACGGUUACCCCACUUGCACACCUUAACCCUCAACAAGAACGAAAUAUCUGAUUUGGAGAAUCUCCUUGAUCACCUGGCAAAAGUGACACCUGCCCUGGAGUACCUAAGCCUGCUGGGAAACGUAGCAUGUCCCAAUGAGCUGGUCAGCUUGGAGAAGGAUGAGGAUGACUAUAAGAGAUACAGGUGCUUUGUUCUGCACAAGUUGCCAAAUUUGAAGUUUCUGGAUGCCCAGAAAGUCACCAGGCAAGAACGGGAGGAGGCUUUGGUCAGAGGGGCCUUCAUGAAGGUAGUGAAGCCCAAGGCUCCCAGUGGAGAUGAAGCUGCCUUUCCAGAGAGCCACCUUCAGUAUACACCCCUGCCUUCUGCAUCUAGAGAGCUCACCAGUCACCGAGGUGUCCUGGGGAAAGGUCGCUAUUUUUACUAUGGAAGAAACUCAGAGGGUAAUAGGUUCAUCCGAGAUGACCAGCUUUGAAUGUAACCUCUACAUGCCUUAGCUUAUUUUGUGACAAUAAAAUGGAAAGGCAAGAAAAAACACAGCUCACAUUGUGUCU
This is a messenger RNA of Phodopus roborovskii (desert hamster), 952 nucleotides long. RefSeq names its product leucine rich melanocyte differentiation associated (gene Lrmda). The coding region runs from base 313 to 873 and encodes 186 amino acids. Lineage: Eukaryota; Metazoa; Chordata; Mammalia; Rodentia; Cricetidae. Gene Ontology annotation, molecular function: protein binding. Gene Ontology annotation, biological process: melanocyte differentiation. The transcript has 6 exons. The record is from RefSeq and is a predicted model, not a curated record.